AUGGCAUUGAGUCAAGCUGCAGCACUGGUCGAGAAAGUCAUCGGCCACGGCAAUAAUGCAACCACGGAACAAGACCUCACCAACCCGGCCCGAGAUCGUGCAAAGUAUGCCGACCCUAGUGGCGAAACAAUGAAGGCUUUGGUCUGGAUGGGGAAGAAUGAUGUGCAAAUUCAUGAUGUCCCAAAACCACGAGUUGUAGAACCAAGAGAUGUUAUCCUAAAAGUUACGGGAAGCACAGUUUGUGGCUCCGAUCUUCAUCUUUUGCACGGAUCUGUGGUGCAAAUGGAGAAGGGAGAUAUCCUUGGUCAUGAGUUCUGUGGUAUUGUUGAGUCGAUGGGGUCGAGCGUGACAAAUUUGCAAAAGGGAGACCGAGUUGUGGCAUCUUUUCAGAUCGCUUGUGGUGAGUGUUAUUACUGCCAGAAGAAACAAUCAUCUCAGUGCGAGAAGACAAACUCCAAUACUAUGGAGCAAGGCAUGUACGGCGGUCGGACUGCUGGUAUGUUUGGUUAUUCUCACUUUACAGGUGGCUUUGCAGGAGGACAAGCCGAGUACGUACGUGUUCCAUACGGCGACGUGAAUCUCCUCAAGCUACCAUCAAGCGUGCCAGAUGAAAAAGGACUUUAUCUCUCAGAUGUUCUGGCCACUUCCUGGAACUGUGUCGUAGAUACAGGCGUCGAAAAGGACGACGUUGUUGCGAUAUGGGGAGCAGGACCUAUUGGUCAAAUGUGCGCCGAUUUUGCCUUCAUGAACGGAGCAUCGCGCGUGAUCAUGAUAGACAGCAACUGGAGGCUUGACUUUGUAAAGUCCAAGACACCGAAGGUGGAACUUUUAGACUACACCGCUUUGCCUAGAGGGACAUCGGUUACAGCAAAGCUGAAAGAGAUGGUUCCUCGGGGUCCGGAUGUGGCUCUUGAAUGCGUGGCCGGCGAAUAUGCGAAGGGGUGGGCUCAUUACUUCGAAUUGAUGCUCGGGAUGGAGACGGAUACUUCCGAAAUCGUCAACGAGAUGAUCACAUCAGUGAAGAACUUCGGGAGAUGCGGGAUCACAGGCGUUUACGUUGGUUUUACAAACCACUUCAACAUUGGUUCGUUGAUGGAACGAGGAGUCCGUCUUAUUGGGAAUGGACAAGCCCCCGUACACAUGUACUGGGAGAAACUUUGCAAGAUGAUCGAGAGUGGAGAGAUCGAUCCACUUAAGAUGGUCUCUCACAGAGUCGAUAUUAGCGAGUUGGACGAGGUGUACUACAAGUUCGAGAAGAAGGAAGACGGCAUGCAAAAGGUUUUCGUGCAGACGAGAUUUUCUGCACCGCCAGCGCCUGGAACUCCUGCUCUUACAACUUAUAAGACGUAG
Messenger RNA from Mollisia scopiformis, 1350 nucleotides. RefSeq names its product GroES-like protein. Lineage: Eukaryota; Fungi; Ascomycota; Leotiomycetes; Helotiales; Mollisiaceae. The record is from RefSeq and is a predicted model, not a curated record. Gene Ontology annotation, molecular function: oxidoreductase activity; zinc ion binding. The coding region runs from base 1 to 1350 and encodes 449 amino acids. The transcript is spliced from 5 exons.